GGGAAAGGCGGGAAGGGACCUGCCGUGCAAUCGCGGGGCUGGGGCGGCCCACAGCGGCGAAGGAGCGCGCUGCGGGCAGCUCUUCCUGCCCCUCCCAGCAGGGCCGGGGCCAGGGCAAGAGCGGGAGAGACAUGGAGGAGGAGGUGGAGAAGGCCGGGGCUGAGCCCAGGCGGCGGAGGAGCCGGCGCCACUCUAGCGGGCGUCGCAGCUCGGAGCGAUCGCCGAGUCCCGGCCGGCUGGACGUGAGCUCGCCGCACUUCGACCCGCUGCUGGCGCUGUACUCGGAGCGCACCCCAUUGCCUUACCCGGCCGCGCCCUGCUUCAACAAUUUGGCCGAGUACGAGAGCUUCCAGCGAGGCCUGCACCACGCCCCGGGUCGCCCGCGAGCAACCGCUGGCCGCAGCAGCCGCUCCGCCGGGACGCGUGCUCGGAGCCGGGCCGGUCGGGCCGCCGCCGACCCCGAACGCCUACAGCGGCUCCGCAACCUCAUGCUGGUCAAGGAACCCACGCCAGAAGCGGCGGAGAGAGCGAGGGCGCGGGGCAGGAGGGCGCCGCGCAACGUCCUCACCAAGAUGCCCCUUCAUGAAGGCAGUCCACUUGGGGAACUCCACCGCUGUGUCCGUGAUGGUGUCAAGGUCAAUGUGCAUAUCCGGACUUUCAAGGGGCUUCGUGGUGUCUGCACUGGAUUCUUGGUGGCAUUUGACAAGUUCUGGAAUAUGGCCCUGACUGAUGUAGACGAGACAUACCGAAAACCAGUGCUGGGUAAAGCUUUCUAUGUGGAGCCACAGUUGACCCUCACCAGACUCUUUGACAGACUGAAGUUACAGGAGUCCUUGGUUAAAAAAGAAGCCGACUUAAAGAUGACUACGGAUUUGCCAGCCCUUCCAUAUGACCCAAGGACAUCAAGGAGGAAAUCUGAGUCAGGUAGGGGAAGAUCAGAGGAGAAACAUGGAGCAAAGAAGCACGCCAGCAGAGAGAGGACACGAAGCUCUAGUUUGCCGAAAGUCUCUGGGAGAGACACAGAUUUGCCCAGCAGAAUCUCCCAAGUAGAGAAGAGCCCAGGUGGCAAAAGGGGCCGUUCCCGAAAAAGGCAGAGGUCCAAAGUGGAUUAUCAGCAAGUGUUUACAAGACACAUAAACCAGAUUUUCAUUCGAGGAGAAAAUGUCCUGCUUGUUCACUUGGCACAUUGAUCUCAUUGACUGAUUUCAGCCAUAGCAGCUCAGUGGUGAAAAGAAACAGUAUUUUAAUUCUUUUUUCCUUUUGGCCAAAAGAGAGAAAGGAUUAUAGACCUAGAGACUUGAGCCAAUGGUCUAUUUGAGUGGACUGGAAUUGAUCUACAGCUGAUGCCCUAAACCUUGGGAGAUACACAAGCUGUGUGGCUUUCAAAAUUGUACUGCUUGGAUAUGGAGCGACUUUCAUUAUACAGUAAAUAUUUAAAAUCUGCAGCAUAUACAGCUGGCUAAGUAGGUCUGGAAAAGGCACGUGGUCGUGGCAUUGAUACUUCCAUGAGAAAUGUGAACUGAGUUAAGGGACAGAAUGCUGAAAGCUUGUGAAAAGUUGCUGCAGCUGUAGGAAUUAGCUUGCUUGAAGCCAUCUCCCCCUUCUCCAUACACUAUGCACGGGGGAGGGGCAAAGGACUGGUCCAGCUUUGCAUUGCAGGCCCUUAAGAAGUCCUAUUAUCAGAAGAUGAAUGGAAAGAAAAGAGUUUGCAUUGCAUCUACUGUAAUUUGAAAAAACUUUCCUCAGCAGUUCAUCUUUUUUUUUCUUUUUUGGUGACUGAAAGAAGUGUUUGACCUUUUGUUUGGUAUUUAUAAAAACGGGGCCUUCCACCCAAUUUUCUCUAUUUGUUUUCCUACUCAUUUCUACCUGCAAACAAUAUGUGUGGCUUCCCUCGUUUGAGCUUGUUUCAGUGUAUUUUUCAACAAUCCAGAAAUGAUAGCUGUUUUUCCAUCCGUUUUUGUGUCUUAACAAUAAAGACUAAGAUAUACAUAUGCAGCUUAAAAAAGGAAAUAUUCAAUGUAUGCUUGGUGUUGCUAUGUACUAUCUGGUGGCUUUUGGAAUCCGAUUUCCCAGCAAUUUUUAGUAACUACAGAAAAUAUCUACUUGCAAUAUCCACUAGGAUUUUUCCAAUUCUUUUCUUGGCUCUCAGUGAUCCUUUUCAGAUGCUGCUUGUUCUUGAGAAGCAUGUUUAAAACUGCUGAAAAGAAUGCAUGAUGAUUUUUCCCCAAAAUGGUGCUAUUUGCAGCACCUCUGUAUCCUUCAGCAUCUGUCAGAAUGGUGCAAAUGUAACAAUGCAUGUCCAUGAAAAUGUUUAGGGCACUAUAAAAUAGCACCUGUGUUAUAGGGAAUGGGUUGAACAUAUCAGUAGCUAGAGCAGAUUUCCUUUAGUAGGAGAAAUGCCAUGAGGUCUUUUACAAUUUUAUUAAAAUUGAAUUCCAAAGCAUCUAUAAAAGCAUAAUUAAUAUAAUACAUUUGGUUAGUCAUUCUGCAUUUCUAAAAUAACUGGAAAACCUAAUGACUGAGUUUUAUUAAGCAAAGGUCAGUUGUGAUAUAUUUUUGUCUGAAUGGCAAAACCAACUGUAAUUUGCCUAAUAUUCUCCAAAGGGUAUAAAAAUCAAGCAUUUAGGAGAGGGAGAAAUCUUAUCAUCAGAUUUUUUUAACAGAUAUUUUGGAGUAUCAGAAGGAUAUUGGAAGGCAUGCAGCUUUGUUGUUGCAUGUGAUGCUCAUUUUGGAAGUAAAACAGGCAAUAAAAGAAAACCUCAUUGCUUCUUCUAAACACUUUCCUAGGGUGACUAAAGGUUUUGCCAUCAUUCCACCAACAACUAAUGGAAAACCAAUUUUCUUUUGGGAUGCUGGAACCCUGAACUGCAUAAUAAUUACACAAAACAGGUACACCUGAGAAAGACAUUUUCCUGACUCAGAUCAAGCCCAUCCCUUUUGGAGCCCACAAAAAAGAUAAAAAUAAUCAUGAAAGGCAAUCUUCAAUGCAAAUGCAUGAGGAGAAAGUUGAGUGGCUCUCAUUCUCAAGUUUUAUUUUAAAUUAGGAUAAAGUGUGACAAGGUGCAUAACAAUUAAUUUUCUCCAGUGAUGAAUGAGUCAAAACAUCAAAUUUUAUGUCAUCAGCGUAAUCCGGUGCACGGUAGUAAAUAUGGUAAUAGUCAAGGGAAGGAGCUAGGAAGCAAUAUGUCUAGGAUGCAAGCAAAUUUGUGUGUAAUUGUAUUUCUUUUAACAAAAAUGGGAAUGAUAUAUGCAAAAUGUGGGUCUUCCAUAGUAUCUUCUUUGCUAUUCUAUGUUGUUGUUUUUUAAAAAAAGAAUGUCAGUACAUGUUUUGAUGUGAGAUAGCUUCAGUUUCUUGCAGCAAUCUCUAGUGGCCCUUUCUGAUUUUCUCCAGCCUCUUUGUAAUGUAUAACAUCGUAAGGUUCUUUCCACAGUAGUCUUCUCUGGUGCCUUUAGAUAUAUUUCUUAUGACUUGCAUCUAGAUUGCACCUAGUUAGAGUAGGCUCACAAGUGUCCAGGAGAAGCUGCAGUGAUAUCAUGUGCAACAUUACAUCAUCUACUCCCCGUGCACUCUCUAUUGUAAGAGUCUUAUGGCUGGGUUCAAAGUGUUUGAUACCAAUUUUGACUUCCUUUGGAUGACCACAAAAUUUUGAGUGUUCUUUAACUCACUUGAUUCAUGGCUGUCUCUUAUUUUUUUAAAAUCCCAUUUUUUCCUUCUUUUUUGAAUGUUAUUGCCAUAUUCAUUCUGGAAUUUUGUACUGAUUUAUGUGCUUCAGUAAUAGGGUCAAAAACUACUAGUAGAAUUGAUUAUUUAAAUUUAGUUGUGUGGUUUUCCAUUAAUGAUCCAUUUCCAUGCUUGAACAGACUGCAUGUGUAUUAAGUACAAUGCAUUCUCUCUUUUUCUUUCUUUUUCCAGAUCAAAAGCUGAAUAUAUACUUCAGUGUUUUGAUUCACUUUAUUUGUUUGAUUCGUUCUCAGAUUUUUAUUGUGAUAGCGUUUAAAAAAAAAACCCCUAAGUUUAAUAUCUUACCUAGUUUUUUUGUUUCUGUGUAAUGAAAGCCAAACUUUCUGGGUACAUCCAUAUUUGUAAAAUAGAAUACUGUGUGUACAUUGGUUUUAUAUGUAUCACUAUCGUUUAUGUUUUUUGUCUUCUACAAUAUUCUGUCAGAAAUUUCUUGACAGAGUCGUGUUCCCUUAUAGUGGAACUUAAUUUCAAAAGAUCAGAAUAUCUCUCUGACUUUCCUUUGCUGCUUUUUCUUCAUGUAGUUUCUAAAGUGCCAUUACUGAAGUAGAAGUAAUCCAGGAUUCAUCUCAUUCCUUAACCUUUGUUUCUGCAUAAACACUAUAUAUCACUAAUAUUUCUAAGUCAUCCUUAUUUUUAAAUCAUAUAAAUCUUAAAUAGCUUGUUGGCAGUUUUACUUGAAAACUUCUAGGUGCUAAGCUUAAUUUCCAAGGUGUUACUUUUCAUACGCUAAGUAUAAACUGUAUUUGGAAACAGCCUGUCUUCCUUUAUGCCCUCGAUCCAUAGCAACUUAACCCAGGAUGACUUAAUUCAUUUCUGCAGAAAAGUCUUUGCCAGAAUGGAACAUGUACUACCAAAAUAUAGUUUUAAAAAAAUAUUUAAAAGCUACCAAGGCAUAGUUUAAUACCCAGUAGAGAUACUGUAUGCAAAAAAAAAAAAAAACUUGAAAAAGGAAGUUUGAGACUAGAGGCCAUGCAAAUACCAUGGGUGGAUUACUUAGCUGUGAGAAGGAUUAAUAUUUUGAUUGCUUUAUUGGAAAGUGCAUAACCUAUGAGUGGAUAAAUUGACAACAAUGGUUUAUCCUCAGUUCGACCAAAAAAGAAAAGGUAAGCAAAACUAAAAUAGAAAAGAAACCUACCUUCAGAUGUGUUAGUCAAACUGGGUCUCGUCCUAUUCUGUGCAUUUCAGUUGAAGAAAAAUCUAUGGAGACAAUCUUAAAACUCAAAUUGUCUGUUGGCAAAAACAGAAGUUCCAUUUGGACAGUGUUUAAAAAUGCUUCUCUGUGACCACGUAUUAUUUGUUAAGUCUAUCAUUGUGAACUGGAUAAUGUGUGAUUUGUUCAGCUGUUUACAGGAUUUGUACAUCAGUGAUAUGAAAUAAGUUGUGGAGGACAGUUAUAAAAUGACAGUUGCUUCUACUGUUCUUCUCCCUCCCUCCCCCCACUCCUCCUCCUCCUCCUCCUCCUUCCAUUGUCUGUUCACAGAAGCUACAUUUAACCUCUGCCAUACUAUGCAACUAUUCCCUUUUAUGAAGAUAUGAAAAGCUGGUCAUCCUAUGUAACAGCAGACAUUGGCUCUCAUUGGAUAGGAUAUUUGGACAUUAAUAUGAAGUGUGUCUGUUACUAGCACAUCUUAAAACAACCUUCUUCUCUUGAGGAUUUUCUGUCAUGUUGAGAUCCGAACCUUUGGUCAACAGUGCAAAGAUGAAUAUUUACAACUUUGUUGAUAAUAGUUUAUUGUGUGUCAGUCAACAAUUCAUUUCUCACUUCACAUGGCUCAUGCUGUUAAAGAUUUCAUUUCUGGUUUCACAGAAACCCUAUUGGGGCUGAAGAUGAAUAGAAUUUAAUUUUUGUUCAGCAAGAGAAAUAAAUACCCUAGUGCCUUGCUGAAGCUAUUCCACAAAGUGAAUGACAGAAGUCUAGUUUGGUGAAGACUUAAGUCUAAAAAACUUGUUUUUCACUAAUCCAUGCAAAUGUUUCAAGAGAAUCUUAAAAGACCGGCUCCUUGGCUGACAAGACAUGAAGCCUGUCACAAAAGACAGGAAAGAAAUGCCAUGUCUGACUUUUGAUUUCACUGUUUCAGGGUAAAAGUGCAGGUACAUCAUGCACAUUUUCUCCUUGAGAACUCCCUGUGAAUAGGACCUGCUUAUCCCGCUGCUAUUGUGGCCAUUAGAAACGGCAAACCUUUGUGCUGAUGGUUCAUGCACAUCCUCAAUUUCAAAGCCUGAUGUUAGAGAAAUGAAUCAUUGACCUGACACAGUUCUAACUAAUUUUGUUCUUGCAGUUCCUCCCUUGAAUCUUGGGAACUCUGGUUUGUAGCAAUGCAGUGCAAUUUGAAAUACAGUUCCCAUAGUCCUUGGCUUGAGAUCUGGCUCUGAAUCCUUCCACAUUUGUAAUGCACAGGACUUGGUUUUCUUUCUCUGCUUGUUCUUUUAGUUUCUUCAGACAUUUUUGUCAAGUGAGAGAGUGUUGGCACAUCUGAAGGACACGUGCCACGUUCAGUGUAAACUCAAGACAGAACCUGCACAGUGCAAACGCCCCCAACCUUCCAACUUUGGUUUUAAUAGUUGGGAAAAGUUAACAACUAACCUACCUGUGCUAUAUCAGCAAGGGAAAAGCGCCACUCAGCUGCAAGUCUGUGCUUUGCCCCGCAAAUAAAUUGUUAAAAGAAUGUGCAAAUGGCCUCUAGUCUCUUUUCCUAAGGACUGUAUUUCCAAGAAGGAAUUGUUGCUUGAAUCCCUGCAAUGUAUGUACAUGUAUGUGUCUUUAAAAAACAAAAUGCUUGAGGAUGUUAAGCAUCUGUAUCAGGAGUUCAAUCUCUGAGGCAAUAAAUGUCUGACUGUAAUUA
This is a messenger RNA of Crotalus tigris (Tiger rattlesnake), 6585 nucleotides long. RefSeq names its product LSM11, U7 small nuclear RNA associated (gene LSM11). The coding region runs from base 132 to 1190 and encodes 352 amino acids. Gene Ontology annotation, cellular component: U7 snRNP. Lineage: Eukaryota; Metazoa; Chordata; Lepidosauria; Squamata; Viperidae. Gene Ontology annotation, molecular function: U7 snRNA binding. The transcript is spliced from 4 exons. The record is from RefSeq and is a predicted model, not a curated record. Gene Ontology annotation, biological process: mRNA 3'-end processing by stem-loop binding and cleavage.